Sardina pilchardus (European sardine) is the source of this 2860-nucleotide messenger RNA. It is a transcript of the gene pla2g15, whose product is annotated as phospholipase A2, group XV. Bases 131 to 1384 code for a protein of 417 amino acids. The transcript has 6 exons. The record is from RefSeq and is a predicted model, not a curated record. Gene Ontology annotation, biological process: phosphatidylcholine metabolic process; ceramide metabolic process. Lineage: Eukaryota; Metazoa; Chordata; Actinopteri; Clupeiformes; Clupeidae. Gene Ontology annotation, cellular component: lysosome.
UGAUCGUUUAAUAAUUACUUAACGAUAAUUGCAUCACCAACGCUCAAGAGGCUGGCCGAUUUCACGUUUGAUCGUCUUGCUACUAGAAACAGCUGUCUCAUGUCGACAAUGUAAUGCAGCUCCGACGGAGAUGGUGUCCGGACAUUGUUUAUUUCUCACUGUGCUCCAGCUGUUUGUUUUUUUGGCUUGGUUGACUUCAUAUACUGAAGGCAGAAGUCUAAAAUGCUCUCCUGGGAAGCCAUGCUCGGACAGAACCCCUGUGAUUAUCAUUCCAGGCGAUCUCGGCAACCAGCUGGAGGCCAAGCUGGACAAGCCCAGUGUGGUCCACUACAUCUGCUACAAGAAGACCAAUGACUACUUCACACUAUGGCUCAACCUGGAACUGCUGGUGCCCGUCGCCAUAGACUGCUGGAUCGAUAACAUGAGGUUGAUCUAUAAUCGCACCACACGGACCACGGGGGCGCCAGAGGGAGUGGACAUCAGAGUGCCAGGGUUUGGGGGAACAGAUACAGUCGAGUACCUGGACCCCAGUAAACGCAGUUUGGGAAUGUACUUUUUCGCCAUAGUGCAAGGGCUGGUUAACGAUGGCUAUGUAAGAGGCGAUGAUAUCCGUGGGGCUCCCUAUGACUGGAGAAAGGCACCUAAUGAAAACAAGGCGUACUUCUUGGCCCUGCAGCAGAUGAUUGAGGAGAUGGCCCGUAAAGCUGGAGGACCAGUGGCGCUGAUAGCCCACAGCAUGGGCAACGUGUACACACUCUACUUCCUCAAUCAUCAACCGCAAGCCUGGAAGGACAAAUACAUUAAGACCUUUAUCUCACUGGGCCCGCCAUGGGCUGGCGUGGUCAAGACCGUCCGAGUAGUGACCUCUGGCGAUAAUAACCGCAUCCCGGUGAUCAGCUCGCUGAAGAUCCGUCAGCAGCAGCGCACGGCAGUGUCCACCAUCUGGCUGUUCCCCAGCGCCAACACCUGGCCCGCCGACCAGGUCCUCGUCCAGACUCCCACCACCAACUACACCGUGCGCGACUACCAGCGCCUCUUCCAGGACGUGGGCUUCCCGGACGGCUGGGAGAUGCGCAAGGACACGGAGCACCUGGUGGGCGACCUGGAGCCUCCUGGCGUGCCCGUGCACUGCCUGUAUGGCAGCGGCGUGCCCACGGCACAGGGUUACCACUACACCACGUUCCCCGACUCGGAGCCGGAUGAGGUGAUAUUCGGGGAUGGCGACGGCACGGUCAACCUGCUCAGUGCCAUCCAGUGCAAGCGCUGGGUGGGGAAGCAGGCGUACCCGGUGAAGCUCGUGGAGCUCCCUGACAAUGAGCAUGUCAACAUGCUGCUCAACCAGACCACAGUGGCCUACAUCAAGGCUGUACUCAACCAGCCCUGAUCCUUGAAGACACAAACGCAUAAACACCAUACGUAAACCCUCAAACCUCUGUGGCUUGUAUCACAGCCAACGCUCAAGACACUUUAACCCUCAACGGUAGCGUGUAUCACAACAGCCCUCAACUUCUGAGUUGCAGUUGUACAACCCCCAGCCUCUUCACCUCUCUCACCCCUCAGUCCAGGUAGAUGCGGACCCUACAGCAGGUCUUGGCAGUGACCUCGUGCGGAGCUAGGGCAGCCAUGCGCCUGACGGAGCCAACUGCUGUUCGGGUCCGGACCUCCGAAACACCUUCACGCAUAAGUCCUGAGAGGAUGAAGCCACUGCCACCAACUGACCCUGCCAACCACAGCACCACCAUCACAAGACUGGACCAGGAGUCCGUUAUUCAGUGUAUUAGAAAAAUACCAUAUGUCUCUGAUGUUUUAUGUGCAAUUACCAAUGAAGGGGAGAGCUAGCUAGCUAGCUAGCUUGCUAACUCUGAUUUGAAUUCCUACUCUUUCUAGUGUUCUACUGUUGUGGUGGGUCCUGUUAGGUCAUUUGGACUGACCGUUCCUAUUUUUGCUAAUGUCAGAGCGUAUAGUUUGGAAGCGUAGUGCCUCUGUUCUGUAUCUACUCUGUAGAGCAGAGCAGACCAUCUCCUGUUUUGCACACACCUUAACAGGAUAAGAUUGCUUUAUAGAAAUAUUUUAAUGUCUUUUUAAAAAUCAAAUUUGAGUUAAGUGGUGUACAUACAGUAUUGAUCAUUUCAGAGAUAAUUGUUGGAUGUUCCAUUUUAACAGUGUUUAAUUGUUCAGGUAUAAUGUCAUCCUCUCUAUCUCUUAUCUUGUUGUUGUGAUCUUAUUCUUAUUAACACAUGAGUUACUAACAUUGGAAAUGUCAUAUCAGCAGUUAGGGCACCCUGGGGAUUCUGGUUCUGACAGUUUUUCAUUAGAAAAAAAGUCAUCAGUAUUUUUCUGGCAGACCUGUUUAUUGACAUGUUUUUUUUUACCUUAGAUUUGUUAUACUUAUACAGUACUAUACACCACCUCUCAGCAUCAUAGUGUCAUGGUCAUAUCUGUUGCGUUGCAAAAAUGCAGCGACAAUCAAGGGUGGAGGAAUGGUCCAAAGCCUGCCUGUUAUCAGGAUUCCAGUGACUUCGAUGGCCUUUCCUGACCUGUUAGUGUUCUAGUUACUCUUCAAGUGUCAUUCAUCAACUGUUACAUUUGUACUAACCACAGCAGUCUAACAUUGCUAUUAGGCAUGCGUGUUUACCAGUGGUCAUAUUGAAACACAAAUAUGUCAUCUCACGUUUAUAAUUUUUUUUAAAAAAACAACAAAUAUAAUUACGGGUGGGGCUUAAGCGUAAAUAGUGGAAAUUGAGUUGACUCAGCACACACAUCAUGCAGGUGUAUCGAUCAAUGUGAAAAUGCUGGAAAUCACUGUUUUGUCCAAAUAUUUGUGCUUACUGGAUGAUAUUUAAAAUCUACCAAAGAACAA